ACUUUCUCCUUUUCACAUUCUUCUUCAUUUUACCAUUUCAUAUAACACAAAUUCAACUUCAAAACAUACUUUCAUCAAUGGAGGAGGUUAAAUAUCAAGAGGAGUGUAUAAAAAAUUCAAGAGGGGUACAACUCUUCACUUGCAGAUGGCUGCCUAUUUCUUCUCCAAAAGCACUUGUCUUCCUCUGCCAUGGUUAUGGCAUGGAAUGUAGUAACUUCAUGAGAGGAUGUGGGACAAAGCUAGCAAGCUAUGGGUAUGCAGUGUUUGGGAUAGAUUAUGAAGGACAUGGCCGGUCUAUGGGUGCCCGUUGUUAUAUUAAAAAGUUUGAUAACAUCAUUAGCGAUUGCUGCAACUACUUCAAACUCAUUUCGGGAAAAGAUGAAUACCGGAACAAGAAAAGAUUCUUGUAUGGGGAGUCAAUGGGUGGUGCAGUCGCGCUUCUUGCACAUAAAAAAGAAGCAAAUUUCUGGCAUGGUGCCAUUCUUGUUGCUCCUAUGUGCAAGAUAUCUGAGAAGGUGAAGCCUCACCCGUUAGUGAUAAGCGUUCUAACAAGAGUAGAAAAUAUAAUUCCCGCAUGGAAGAUUGUACCUACGAAGGAUGUUAUUGAUUCCGCUUUCAAAGACCCUGUUAAGAGAGAGAAGAUUCGUGGUAACAAGCUUAUUUAUCAAGAAAAGCCCAGGCUUAAAACAGCUCUUGAAUUGCUUAGAACUAGCAUGCGCCUAGAAGACACGCUAAAUGAGGUAACGUUUCCCUUCUUAGUGUUGCACGGAGAAGCUGAUUCAGUAACAGAUCCAGAAGUAAGCAAGGCUUUGUAUGAUCAAGCAAGCAGUAAAGAUAAAACCAUAAAGUUAUACCCUGGAAUGUGGCACGGAUUAACUGCUGGAGAGACAGACCAUAAUAUUGAGAUUGUUUUUGGUGAUAUUAUCUCUUGGCUUGACAAAAGAUCAAGUGAUGAGCUUACAAUUACUAGUACUACCUGUGACACUACAUCAGCCACCGUAUUAGUGGACAAAUCCGUACAGCACACGAACCUUCGUGGGUGGAAAGUACUGCUGCAUUCCUCCAUGUAGCCACUACACCCAAUAUGGUUUAUGUUGUUCAAGUUGAAGAGUUCAAGCAGUCAAGUACUUCCAAGUUUCAAUGCAUAUAUGGUUCGUGUGCAUAACCUCACUUAUAUCUAAAUUUUGAGUAGUGAUAUAUAAACAUAUCCAUUAGUAAGCCUAAUCAAGUCAACUAUUUACGGAUUUCACUCAAUCACUUUUCUCGUCUUCACCUUCAAUUUUGCCAUUCGUGUCUUAGAUUUAUUUCUUAGUGUUUGGGCUUAUGAAUUUUAGUCAUAUUUAUCAAUUUUGUUAAAUUUUUGAA
This is a messenger RNA of Erigeron canadensis, 1365 nucleotides long. RefSeq names its product caffeoylshikimate esterase-like. The coding region runs from base 78 to 1070 and encodes 330 amino acids. Lineage: Eukaryota; Viridiplantae; Streptophyta; Magnoliopsida; Asterales; Asteraceae. The record is from RefSeq and is a predicted model, not a curated record. Gene Ontology annotation, molecular function: lipase activity. Gene Ontology annotation, cellular component: membrane. The transcript is spliced from 8 exons.